Molecule: messenger RNA, 2948 nt
Organism: Sphaeramia orbicularis (orbiculate cardinalfish)
Lineage: Eukaryota; Metazoa; Chordata; Actinopteri; Kurtiformes; Apogonidae
Gene: galk2
Product: galactokinase 2
Exons: 10
Coding region: 413-1612 (399 amino acids)
Biological process (GO): galactose metabolic process; carbohydrate phosphorylation
Cellular component (GO): cytoplasm; cytosol
Molecular function (GO): ATP binding; galactokinase activity
Source: RefSeq, a predicted model, not a curated record
AUUUGUGUUCUGGAGUUUCAACUGUUUCAGAGUCAGUUCUUCUGUGAUAAACUUCAACUUUUCUACAAUAAGUUACCAGUAUAUUCCGUUAUGAGUGAACUGAUCUCGGUUCAGGGAUUUGGCAUCCGGGAUCCUCUUGUGACAGUCAGCUGAUCGUGUGUAGGAAAUGCUGAAGAAGCAUUAGGCUUUCCAUUCUGACAAGAGAAGUGUAUUAAUAGUAAUUUUAAUAAGUAGAAAUGGCCACAAGCCCACCCAAGAUAAAGAUGACAAUUAAUAACAAUGACAGGAUGAAAACUUGAAAACUGCCUUUGAAAGAAAGUAUGGAGAACCUCCGCAGUUCUAUGCAUGGGCACCAGGAAGAGUUAAUCUGAUAGGAGAGCAUAUUGAUUACUGUGGCUAUUCUGUACUUCCAAUGGCUAUUGAACAGAAUAUCCUUGCAGCUGUCUCAGUGAACAACUCGGGGACGAUCCAGCUGGCCAACACAAAUCCUCAAUACAAGGAUUACACUGUGUCAUGUUCAGAGGACAUUGCCAUAGACCGAGACAAUCCAAAGUGGCACUUUUACUUUCUCUGUGGAGUUAAAGGUAUUCAGGAAAAGUUCAGGAUUGCUCCGUUAGCUGGGAUGUCUUGCGUUGUUGAUGGAAUCAUUCCUCCAAGCUCCGGUCUCUCCAGUUCCAGUGCCUUAGUUUGUUGUGCCGGACUUGUGACGAUGGAAGCAAAUCAAAAGACCCUCUCUAAGGUGGCGGUUGCUGAGAUAUGUGCCAAGUGUGAACGCUACAUUGGCACAGAGGGAGGGGGCAUGGACCAGUCCAUCUCAUUCCUGGCAGAAAAAGGAACUGCGAAGCUGAUAGAGUUUCAGCCUCUUCGAGCCACCGAUGUCAAGCUCCCUAAUGGAGCUGUGUUUGUGAUUUCCAACUGCUGCGUGGAGAUGAACAAAGCGGCCUCUUCUCACUACAACAUCAGGGUUGUCGAGUGUCGAAUUGCCACAAAGAUGCUGGCGCAGGCCCGUGGUCUGGACUCCAGUCGGCUGCUGAAACUGGCCCAGGUUCAGACCGAGCUGAAGGCCUCUCUGGAGGACAUGCUGACUCUGGUGGACGAGGUGCUGCAUCCUGAGCCGUACAGCAGGGAGGAGAUCUGUAAAGUGUUGGGCAUCACCUCAGAGCAGUUUUCCACUGAGCUGCUGAGCGCGAACACUCAGCACGUGACGCACUUCAAGCUUUACCAACGAGCCAAACAUGUUUAUGGUGAAGCGGCACGGGUGCUGCAGUUUAAGAGUGUGUGUGAUUCUGAACCUGCUGAAUCCAUAACACUUCUUGGGGAUUUGAUGAACCAGAGCCAUGCAAGCUGCAGAGACCUGUACGAGUGCAGCUGCUCUGAACUGGACCAGCUGGUGCAAAUCUGCUUGAAAGCGGGGGCGGUGGGCUCCCGGCUGACAGGAGCAGGCUGGGGUGGCUGUGCGGUUUCCAUGGUUCCCAGCGAGAAGGUGGAGUCUUUCUUACAGGCUGUGAGGGAGGCCUACUACCUCCCAGAUCCCCGACGAGCAGCAUUGGAAAAAGAGAGUUUGUUUGUGUCAAAGCCAGGUGGAGGGGCUGCAAUUUUCAUCGAGGAGUGAAAGGUUUGGUAUUAAAGACUCUUGUGGGUUGUACUGGAUACAACUUGACAAGUGGUGCAUUAUUGUGAAUAAAGGGAAUCUAUGUUUUAAAUGUAACGUUAGGAUAUAACUCAGUCACUCCAUAUUCAUCCUAUCAUCGCUCUAUUUUAUUGGAUCUUGGUCUGAUACUCAAGUUUUUUUCCCCAUUCCAUUUCAAUAUAUUGUUAAGUGAAUACCACUGGUAAAUAUUCAGAUAACUACAGAGAAAUUACAGCUGAAUUAGUAAGAAAACUCAACUAAGUACAGUUUAAUUGUGUAACUGAGAUUUUGUAGUUGAAAUACUUAAAUAUUUGUUGUUAGUAGGUUCCUGUUCCCCAUCAAUGCUAAUUCACAAAUUUACAGUAAGAAGACUGGAGGGUUUUUUUUUUUUUUAAUAAUAUUUCAGCUGUAUUUGUUUCCUUAUUUACUUAUUAUUACCCAAAAAUAUACGAUAAUUUACCAUAUGUUGCCAAGUAAAAUGAAAGAUUACCUGUGAUUAUCCUUCAUUGUAAACAAAAUGUAAAAAGAAAUACACCACGCUUGUUUAAUUUGUGCUGUAUAAAAUACAUUCAUCCUUUAUUAACACUAACAUAUCAACACUGUAUUUACCAAGGACAAAAAUGACUUAAAUACACUAGACAUUUCAUUUAUAUUGAAUUAUUCUGUUGGAUGUAAACAGAUCAGGGCUUGUUCAUGUUUCAGGUUUGUCUUUAUGUUUACAGGUGUAUAAGCCACUGGGAAAUCGGGUACAAAGCUCUGAUUGUAGGAUCCAUACAGCCUAUGGUGAGAUCCCACAGUGGGCUUUAGCUUCCACACAGGAUCAAUGUCCACUUCAUUAGAAAACCCUUAACGGUACAGGAUCGCUGGUCUAAGGCACGGCUAACUGCAGCAGGGACCAGGGACCUUUAUCACAUAAAACCAGCUGUUUUUGUUACACACGGGUUUUAGGAUCAUUUUUUACUGCUCUUCUUUAUUUUUGUAGAAGUAACCUUUUAUAUAUUAGACAUUGUCAGGUCUGAUAAUGAGCAUCUGUACCUUAUUUAAUGGGGAAUUAAUUGAAAUAGUAUAUCAGAUUAAAGCCAUGCAUUCUAUUUUGACUUAUUCCCAAAGCCAGAGAUUAAUCUCAUAUUAACUAAAAGACUGGGAUUUUCUGCAACAGAAACCAUAGAAGGCACAGUACAAGGAAAACCGAUAUCAGUCAUUCUUGUACACCCUUGUCCACAAAUGUGCUUUGACAUUUUAAUGGAACAUUUGACAUUCCAGUUUGUUGAAUGGCAAAAUGUACAAUCAGUAACAUGUAAUAAUUAAAAGUUACAGU